AUGUCUACUAAUAAUAAAAAUGAUGAUUGUAACGAAUCUAAUGUUAUUAUACAUUGUGAUCGUGAUUGGAAAUUUUUAGAAAUAUCUAAUCAAACACCAGAUUUAGAUUGUUUUUCAAUAAAUUAUGAUGAUAAUCAUUGGAAUAAUAUUGAUUUACCACAUUAUAAUAUUAAACAUGAUUCAUCAACAUAUUGGUAUCGUAAAAAAUUUGAAUGGAAAUAUAAAUCAGAUAUUCAACAACAACAACAACAUAUUUAUUUACAUUUUAUUUUAUCUGAUUAUAAUAAGGAAAUAUUAAAUAAUAAUAAUAAAAUUUCAGAAAUAAUUAUAUGGUUAAAUCAAAUACCUAUUUAUAUUGGUAAACUUACAGAACAACUUAUUGAAAUAACAUCAUUUUUACAAAAUAAUUCUGAUAAUGUUAUUAUUAUUAAUUUACCCGAAGGUAAUUCACUUACGAGUUAUAUUCGUUUUGUUAUAUCAUCAAUGUGUAUUGGUCAAUUAAAUUAUGAUGAUAUUGAUGAAAAUACAUUAAAAAUAUAUCAUAAAAAACUUGAUUAUACAGCAAGUUUUAAUGAUUCUAAAGGACUUAUUGAUGUAUCAAUUGAUGCAAUACAAAAUAUUGAUGAUGAACAAUUUCAUUUAGAUGAAAAAAAUGAUUGGGUUCAAUUAUCUAUGAAAGAUUUUGAUGAAGCUAAACAAUCAUUACAAAUUAGUCCUAUACCACGUCUUGCUAUUGUUAUUCUUAUUGUUGGUACACGUGGAGAUGUUCAACCUUUUAUUGCAUUAGCUAAAACAUUACUUAAUUAUGGUCAUCGUGUACGUCUUGCUACACAUGAAACAUUUCGAAAAUUUGUACGUGAUAAUGGUAUUGAAUUUUAUCCAUUAGCUGGUGAUCCAGCUGAUUUAAUGUCAUUUAUGGUUAAAAAUGCUGGUAUUGUUCCAUCAGUUAGUAGUAUUGUAGCUGGUGAUGUUAAAAAAAGUCGUCGUAUUAUUGCUGAUAUACUUAAAUCUACAUGGAAAGCAUGUACUGAUCAUGAUGAUGAAACAAAUGUACCAUUUAUAGCUGAAGCUAUUAUUGCUAAUCCACCAUCUUAUGGCCAUAUACAUUGUGCACAAAAAUUGCAAAUUCCACUUCAUAUAAUGUUUACAAUGCCAUGGUCACCAACAAGUGCUUUUCCACAUCCAUUUUGUAAUGUUAAUAAUGAUAUUGGACCAAUUGAUCGUCUUAAUAGACUAUCUUAUGGUGUUGUUGAAAUGUUGACAUGGUCUGGUUUACGUGAUCUUAUUAAUGAAUUUCGUGAAGAAACUCUUCAACUUUCAUAUUUACAUACUCAUGAAGCAGUUCAUGCAAUGAUUUUAGAACACGUUCCCCAUACAUAUUGUUGGUCACCUUCUCUUGUUCCUAAACCAUCUGAUUGGCCUGAAUAUAUUAAUGUAUCUGGUUUUUUCUUUCUUGAUCUUGCAAAAAAUUAUCAACCACCUGAACAUCUUACUCGAUUUCUUGAAACUGGUGAACCACCAAUUUAUAUUGGUUUUGGUUCAAUUACUGGUCAUGAUUCACGUCGAAUAUUACAAAUUGUUUUAGAAGCUUUAAAUACAACAGGAUAUCGAGCAUUACUAUCUGGUCUAGCUAAUGAUGAUGAUCAAUUACCUGAUAAUGUUUUAAAAAUUGAUAAUUGUCCACAUGAUUGGUUAUUUCAAUAUGUUGCUGCUGUUUGUCAUCAUGGAGGUGCAGGUACAACAGCUGCUGGUCUUCGUGCUGGAAAACCAACAAUAAUUGUUCCAUUUUUUGGUGAUCAAUUUUUUUGGGGAACAAUGGUUUGGAAAAGUGGUGCUGGUGCACGACCUAUACCUGGUACACGUUUAAAUGUUAAUGAACUUAUUGAAGCAUUUAAAUUAGUACAUCAAUCAGAUAUAUGUGAAGCUGCUAAAAAUUUACAACAUGCAUUUCAAAAUGAAAAUGGUUGUGAUAAUGCUGUUCAAGCAUUUCAUUUAAAUUUACCAUUAAAAAAUAUGCAAAGUGAUCUUGAAUCAUCAUUUGGUGCAUGUUAUUAUUUAAAAGAUUAUAAUUUAAAAAUUUCACGUCCUGUUGCACAAGUACUUGUUACAGCUGGUAUGAUUAAAGAAAUACAAUUAAGUUUACAUUCAACUUAUAAUUGGAAUAAAUUAUCAAAUGAUAAACGUCCUCAUAUUCCUUUACUUGGUAUAAUAAAACAUGGACAAAAAGCAUUGAAUUAUUUAUUUGUUGAUACACCGAAAAAUUUAAAAGAAGUAAAAAAUUCAAGUAAUUUUAUUAUAGGUGCACGUGAUGGUGCUGAAUGUAUACUUAAAGGUGUUGGAAAAAGUCUUGGACAUGCAUCAAUUGGUUGUUUAUCAUUUUAUGGUGAUAUAACUGAUGCACUUGAACGUUUACCAAUAUUAUAUGAUCCAUAUUCUGAUAGUGAUGAACGUCAACGACCACAUAUUGAUAAUUUUCAAUCGGGAGCUAAAGCUGCUGGAAAAUCUGUAUGGCAUGGAUUUAAAGAUGGUGUAGUUGGAUUAAUAAAUAAACCUCGAACAGGUUAUCAACGACGUGGUAUAUUAGGUGUUGCUACUGGUGCUGCUGUUGCUAUACCAAAUAGUAUAAUUAAACCUGUUGCUGGUACAUUAGCUUCAAUAACUUGGUUAAGUCGAGGUGUUUAUGCUCAAGCAAAAAUUUUAGUACAUAAAAAUGAUAAAAAUUCGAAUGAUGUAUUAUUAUUAAAUCCUAAUCGAGAUCAACAAAUAUUAUCUCGAUUGAAACUUUCUGAUGAAGAUAUGUCACCGGAAAAUCGAGCUGCAAUUGAAUCAGGUCUAACAAUUGAGAAAUGCAAAGAAAUUUUAAUUGAAUUUGAAAAAAUUAAAAAUGAAUAUAAUUCAAUGAUAAAUGAAAAUAAUAAGACAACAAUGCAGACAAAACAAAAGAAAACAAAAGCAUUAGUUCGUCAACGUAGUCAUUCAGCUGCGUAG
Molecule: messenger RNA, 2988 nt
Organism: Rotaria sp. Silwood1
Lineage: Eukaryota; Metazoa; Rotifera; Eurotatoria; Philodinida; Philodinidae
Source: the annotation of a GenBank genome assembly